CAGCAACUGUAGAAAACGCCCAGGUCCGUCCCCUUUUUUGUGGAAUCUGAGUGAGCCCUCACAGAGUUCGCUUCCCCGCUCUAAAACCGGAUCACCAUGGCAACCAGACUGAAAUUGAUGAAAGCAAUUAGAGUUUUUGAAUUUGGUGGACCGGAAGUGCUGAAACUCCAGUCAGACGUGGCAGUACCAACUCCAAAAGACCAUCAGGUUUUAAUCAAGGUCCAUGCAUGUGGUGUAAACCCAGUGGAAACAUAUAUUCGUUCUGGUACUUACAGGAAAAAACCACACUUACCCUAUACUCCUGGUUCAGAUGUGGCUGGGGUAAUAGAAGCUGUUGGGGACAAUGUAUCUUUCAAGAAAGGUGAUAGAGUUUUCACUACUAACACCAUCUCUGGGGGCUAUGCCGAGUAUGCUCUUGCAGCAGAUCACACUGUUUACCCACUGCCAGAAAAACUGGACUUUAAACAAGGAGCUGCCAUCGGUAUCCCAUAUUUUACCGCUUAUCGCGCUCUGCUCCACAGCGCCCGUGUCAAAGCUGGAGAAAGUGUUCUGGUACAUGGGGCUAGUGGAGGAGUUGGACUGGCAGCAUGUCAGAUUGCUAGAGCUUAUGGUUUAGAGGUUCUGGGCACAGCUGGUACUGAGGAAGGACAAAACAUCGUUUUGCAAAAUGGAGCCCAUAAAGUGUUUAACCACAGAGAACGUAAUUAUUUUGAUAAAAUUAAGAAAUCCAUUGGUGAAAAAGGAAUUGAUGUGAUCAUUGAAAUGUUAGCUAAUGUAAAUCUUAAUAAUGAUUUGAAACUUCUAUCACAAGGAGGGCGAGUAAUAGUUGUGGGCAGCAGAGGUCCUAUUGAGAUAAGCCCACGGGACACCAUGACAAUGGAAUCUAGUAUAAUUGGGGUUUCUCUCUACUCAUCAACUAAGGGGGAAUUUAGGCAAUAUGCAGCAGCCCUUCAAGCUGGAAUGGAAAUUGGUUGGCUGAAACCUGUAAUAGGUUCUCAGUAUUCAUUGGAGAAGGUGGCCCAAGCUCAUGAAAAUAUCAUCCAUAGCAGCGGGGCUACUGGGAAAAUGAUUCUUCUCUUAGAAUAAUUAAGUCUUUCAUGUAUUUCUUGUGCAGCUAGAAGUUUCCUGCCCCAGUUUUACUUCUACUACUUUCGCUCUAAUUAGCAUUCAUUUGAUUUAGUGAGUUUCUUAUAUUGAAAAA
This is a messenger RNA of Hyaena hyaena (striped hyena), 1201 nucleotides long. It is a transcript of the gene CRYZ, whose product is annotated as crystallin zeta. The coding region runs from base 97 to 1086 and encodes 329 amino acids. The transcript has 9 exons. Gene Ontology annotation, molecular function: NADPH binding; quinone reductase (NADPH) activity; zinc ion binding. Gene Ontology annotation, cellular component: cytosol. NCBI's taxonomy places the organism in Eukaryota, Metazoa, Chordata, Mammalia, Carnivora, Hyaenidae. The record is from RefSeq and is a predicted model, not a curated record.